Molecule: messenger RNA, 529 nt
Organism: Xyrauchen texanus (razorback sucker)
Lineage: Eukaryota; Metazoa; Chordata; Actinopteri; Cypriniformes; Catostomidae
Product: sialomucin core protein 24-like
Exons: 6
Coding region: 95-529 (144 amino acids)
Source: RefSeq, a predicted model, not a curated record
GGAAGCGUAGCCACAUACACAGCUGCACUAGUCAAAUCGCAACCGUUCGACCUGAACGCCCGACCCAGGACUUAGCAUUCACCUAUUAGACACCAUGUUUUGGAGACUUUUCUUCGUGACAUUAUUACUAGCCCUCUUGGGACCGAUGACCGGCCAGGAAUCGGCGGAGGAUGGGUGUGCGUCACUGAAGAUUUGUGAAGAAUGCACAAAUUUGACUAACUGCUAUUGGAUGACUUGCAAAGACAAUGAACCCCAGUGUUUUAAUUCCACCAGUGGAGACGCCAGUGCUAACUGCACCAAUACUACAUGUGCAGUGGCAACAGUGGCCCCAACAGUGAUCUCCACCACCAUCAACUCUACCAUCAACUCUACCACCAACGGCACUGUUGCUCCUAAUGGUACAAGACUCAUUCAUACACUACUCAGAAACACUCUAGAACUAAGAAAGAAUGACAUGAAGGAAAGACCAAUGCCAGCUACCCUCAGUAACAAUGAACACUUCGUCAUCUACAUGUCCAAGCUGUCGUAA